This is a messenger RNA of Aspergillus nomiae NRRL 13137, 662 nucleotides long. RefSeq names its product mitochondrial 54S ribosomal protein uL23m. Gene Ontology annotation, molecular function: structural constituent of ribosome. Bases 1 to 603 code for a protein of 200 amino acids. Gene Ontology annotation, cellular component: ribosome; mitochondrial large ribosomal subunit. The record is from RefSeq and is a predicted model, not a curated record. The transcript has 3 exons. Gene Ontology annotation, biological process: mitochondrial translation. NCBI's taxonomy places the organism in Eukaryota, Fungi, Ascomycota, Eurotiomycetes, Eurotiales, Aspergillaceae.
AUGGUCCGCAGAUUCUCCAAGUUUCCCAAGAAGCCCGCAGACUGGGUGCCCCCGUCGGCGCCGCUGUCCAUGCGGAAACAGGUCUUCCUUCCCGACUUCACAAUCGCUCUCAUCCGCACACCGUUUCUGCCCCCGCGAUACGCUUCCUUCUACGUCCCGCUGAACUUCAACAAAUUGGAUAUGCGCGACUACCUGAAACGUCUGUAUGGGGUUGAUGUGCUCUCCGUGAGGAGUUACGUCGAGCAGCAGAAGGUUACUCGGCUUCGUCCUUUGGGUAAAUUUGGGUACGGGAAGUUGAGGAGACCUAUGUCGAAGAAGAAGAUGACGGUUGAGAUGAAGACUCCGUUUGUUUGGCCUGAGGCACCGGCUGAUAUGGCUCCAUGGGAGUACGAGCAGUUCCACAAGGCGGCCAAAUAUCAGAACGAUAUCCAAGAUAAGCAACGGCCGGACGCGGGUAUGAAGGCGAACACGGAUGAGCGUGAUGCUUACGCCGAGGAAGCGAAGAAGCUGCUGGACGGCUCGAAACCCUGGAGACCUACUUGGCAGGCUUUGGGACUUAGCUAUGAUCGGACGGGACUUGGCAAGAGCUCGACUAGCUCAUGAGUGGUUUCUGUUUCGUGAUUGUUUCUUUCUUCCUUGUGUUUCUUUCUUGUUAGGCCUGG